UCAAAAAAAAAAAAAAAAAAAGAUAAACAGAGUAGAGAGAGAAAGAGAGGAGACCCAUAUCGCGACCCAUAUCGCCGAUUUCUGUGUGUGCCGACGAGGCUCGUGCUGGUUCUGUGUGUGCGGGUGCUUCCGCUGCUGCUGUGUGUGCCAGACGGGUUGCCAUUGCUGCUGUGCGUGGCGACGCUGCUGCUGUGUGUCCAAAGGGUGCGAUGCUGCUGCUGUGUGAACGGUGUGGCUGCUCUUACAGGGAACAAUAUGGGCAAUUUUUAUGAACAAGUUUUUAGACAUUGGAGGUACUCUGCUGGGAGGGAUUCUGCCUCUAAGGAAUUAUUCUUCUGGCUAUUUGAUCAUGUGUGCUUACAAACAAAUGUGAAUGUUUGAGUGGAUUUUGUAGAAUUUGGCUUGUUUUUAAGUUUUUUGGAAGGAGGUGUUUUGGACAUUCAUUUCAAACAGACCCACAGUUAAACAUUGACAUUGAUUUAAAACAGACCCCACAUUUGAAAAUGAACAGGGACAACAUAAUGUUGAAUUUGAAUUGAACUUGCUUUGUUUACUGUUUGAAGUAAAUGUAUCAUAAUCAUUCAUACCAGUGAAUUGAGUUUCUUUGUGUUAUUAUUGGUUUGAAGAAUUUGUAUUUGUAUUGUUAAACUUAAAUUGAGUUUCUCUCUAAAUGUCUAUUUUAUUUCACUUUGAAGCUACAAUGGAUAUUGACUCAAACAAUAAUUCAUUCAAUGUGAGUGAGGAAGUUGAAGAACAUGAUAACAAUCUUGAAUUUAAUGAGAGCGAUGAAGUUGAAGAACCGAAGAAGGGGAUGUAUUUUAACUCAAAGCAAGAAGUGUACGCAUUUUAUGCAAAAUAUGCGAAACAACUUGAAUUUGCUAUAGCUUAUAGAACACAAAAUGUAACAACGGAUGGGGAAGUGAAGUACUUUGGAAUUGAAUGUACUUGGGCUAGGAAUAGAACAAAAAGAUUAGAAGUAAAUCCCCUGGAACCAUCUUUGUCAUCAAAAAUUGAUUGUAAAGCAAGGGUAAGAGCCAGUCUACAAACUAAUGGAAGAUAUAAGUUAACCACAGUUGUGCUUGAGCACACUCAUGAUUUGAUUCUUACUGACUCACAGCAUUUUGCAAUGAAUAAGAGGAUUCUUACUUCGGUGAAAAGGAGAUUAGAAGUUAAUGAUGCAGCAGGGAUUGGGGUGGCUAGGAAUUUUCAUUCUAUAGUUGUUGAAGCGGGGGGAUAUGAGACAUUAAUGUUUGAUGAACGAGAUGCAAGAAAUUAUAAGUUGCAUGUCAGAUGCUCUCCCCAAAAGCUAUAAUAACUGACCAGUGUAGAGCAAUGCAAAAUGCCAUAGAAAUUGUCUUCCAACAUGCUCAACAUCGUUGGUGUUUAUGGCACAUAAUAAAGAAAAUUCCAGAGAAAUUGAGAGGAUAUUCGCAAUAUGAAUCCAUUAAGGCUGUUUUGAGUGAUGCAGUUUAUGAUUCAUUCACAAAAGAUGAAUUUGAUGAAUAUUGGGAAGCAAUGAUUACAAAAUUCAAUUUGAAUGAUAAUGAGUGGUUGGGGGUAUUAUACUGUGAGACAUAGGUGGAUUCAUGCCUAUGUGAAAGACAUAUUUUGGGGUGGCAUCUCCUCGAUAAUCAGGAUCAAUAUCAAAGCCAC
Molecule: messenger RNA, 1653 nt
Organism: Camellia sinensis
Lineage: Eukaryota; Viridiplantae; Streptophyta; Magnoliopsida; Ericales; Theaceae
Source: RefSeq, a predicted model, not a curated record